CGAAGCACCAACGGAACUCGAAAGGGUAAUCACGGUGAAAAUGAACAGCACAGAAAAUUCAGAUGAUACCGGCGAUAUGAUCCACCAUGGUCUUCGACAAUACAAAGAGCCUGAACAGGAUACUGAUUCUGAACAAGAUUCAACUCAGGAGGUAGAAGAGUUUUCAAGCUUUGACAUAUCAGACGACGAUGUCCCCAAAAGUGACAAUCAAUUUGAUGAGCAUAAGGAAGUGUCUCCUAAGGUAUUUGAAAACUACGAAACCGAUGAUGAAAGAUCAAACCUCGUAACAGCUGAUGGAGAUUCGGCAAUGAAUUCUGCCCCGAGAACACCUAAACCAGAUGCCACACCAAGCAAUUCGAAGAACUAUACAAAUGAACUUCACUCUAGCUUCAAAGCUGCUGAUGAGGACACAAAACCAUCUUCACGUCUGUCAAGUGACACAUUUGAAACUCCAAAGACUGUUGAGACAAGAGCCUCAACGAUGACCUCUGACCUACCCUCCGACUAUAGUAAGUUGAUGGGAUAUGGGCUAUCCUUACCUUCAGCGAGCCUGGCAAAACAGUCAAAAUCCAAAUUGCCCACCAAAGGUUUUAAAAGUGGAAGUGGAAAAACUUUCUCAAAGCGAUUAAGUCGGCAGACAAUCGAUGAUAUAUCAAUGGAUAGAGACUCAGAUUAUAAUUCUUCCGCUGUCCUUCAAUCCAUGGACUCACUAUUUGCAAAUCUAAGUUUAGAUGAUAAUAACCACCCCUCUAAUUUGAUACCAUCUCCCAACGAUCUGGUUGACCUUCAGAACCAGUUGACGAAUUGUAAAAUUCAAAUAAAAUUACAGAAUGAUCUAUUGCGAGAUAAAAUUUAUCAGUCUAUUGUCGAUGGACAGAAUAAACAAGAGUUGUCAGAAGAACUAGAGCGAAAAAUACACAACAGUUUGAACUCGUCCAAACUAAGGUUUCAAUUAAGUCAUGCAAACGCUGAAUACAACUCACUUAAGGAGAAACAUGAAAAAUUGCUGCUAGCAAUUAAAGAUCUUUCUAAAUCAGUAGAGCUAUUGCGUGAUCAGCAUGCCGAUCUUACGCAUAAUCAACAUGAAUGGCAAAGAAAAAUUGACAGCCUAAUUUUGAAGAUAGAAACUUCACUAAACUUAAAAAAGCCUGCUAGAAUUACCGAUUUCAAUGAUAUUCUGGAAACUUUAAGCAGCUACAUAGCAACGAUGCUAGAUGAGCUACUAGAAUCAAGGGUUGCCGUGAAAGCUUCUGAAGAACAUACAAACAAACUGUUGGAAACUAUAAAGGCACGCGAGCAAGAAUUGGACUCUAUACAGAGUGACUUUACUAAAAAGCUCCAAGAUUCUGAGCACCUGAAUUUUAGUUAUAAAUCAAAAAUUUUUGAUUAUGAAAACUUGCUUAGAUCAGAAAAGUCUAGCUUUUCAGCAUUAGAAGCUCAAUAUUCCAAACUCCAAACUCAAUAUCAUGAACUUGAGAAUGAAAUAUCAAAUAAGCGCAAGGAGGACGAGGUAAAGUCAACUAGUCGAGUGAGUCAGUUGGAGAGUCAAGUGGAUAAUUUGAAAAAAGCCAACUCAGCUUUAAAGAGAAGCCAAGAAGGAAAUGGACCUAAAUUGGACCAGAUGAUUCAAAAAGUAUCAUCCCAUCAUUCAGCUAUAUUAAAUUCCCUUAUGACGAUUAUUGAUCCUUCUUCGUCAGGAAAUAUAAUAAAUGCAUGUGAGAAGUUGAAUGGAGACACCCCAUACGAAGAAAUUAUGAAAGUGUUUUCUGUUGCCCAUAACUACGAAAUCAGUUCAUUGAACACAAUUUUGAAAAACUACCAAGUUCUAGUGGGAGAGAAAAAGGUGCACAAUCUACAGUCCAAAACUAUUUCAGAAUUACAAGGUGAAGUCGUUUUUUUGACUCAAAAGAUAAAUGAUCUCGAAACAAUGAAGGAUAGUGAAACAGUAAGGAUACACGAACUUCAGAGUCAAAAUACCAAACUUAGGGAGAUUGUAAAUGAAAAAGCAAACAAGGUGGACCAACUGAAAAAGCUCAGGUUGGAGGACCUGAAAAAGAAGUGGAAGGCUGCAGAGGAGGCUCUCAGUCAGACAAAACAGGGUGCUCAAAUGAAGAUAUCUGAACUGGAGGAAGAGUUGAAUGCCACCAAAGCCCAGCUCUCCCGGUAUGAGAGUACGUAAAAUUUCAAAUCUAGCCUCUCAAUAUCUAAUCCAUAUAUAGUUGAGAUGAAUUUUAUUCGGAGGGUUAUUGC
Pichia membranifaciens NRRL Y-2026 is the source of this 2250-nucleotide messenger RNA. RefSeq lists its product as hypothetical. The transcript has a single exon. Bases 41 to 2179 code for a protein of 712 amino acids. NCBI's taxonomy places the organism in Eukaryota, Fungi, Ascomycota, Pichiomycetes, Pichiales, Pichiaceae. The record is from RefSeq and is a predicted model, not a curated record.